Plectropomus leopardus (leopard coralgrouper) is the source of this 861-nucleotide messenger RNA. Lineage: Eukaryota; Metazoa; Chordata; Actinopteri; Perciformes; Serranidae. The record is from RefSeq and is a predicted model, not a curated record.
GUCAGUCCAUUUACGGUCUUAGUCACUUGAAGCCGCGGCGGCUGCAGUGGACGUGGCUCGGUCACGCCGAGCUGCAGUUCGGCUGCUGGACGCUUCACGUGUCCACGCUGCAGAUGUUCAUCCUGCUGCACUUCAACACGCAACAGGAAGUGUCAGUGAACGCUCUGCUGCAGGCCACCGGCCUAUCAGCCGCCGUUCUGCUGCACGCCAUACUGCCGCUCACCGGCUCUAAAGGACUGCUGACCUGCAGCCAACCCGAGGAGCCGCGUCAUGGUGUGUUGCAGUUGAACCAGCAGGUGGCAUCUCGCAGUAAGGAUGGCGUCCCAGUGUCCGUCCAGCUGCUGCCCAGACAGACGUACCUGAACGUGGACGAGGACGCGGCGGGGACGCUGGAGAGGAAGAGGAACUACAUCUACUGUCUGAUCGUGCACAUCAUGAAGCAGGAGAAGGAGAUGCACAUCGACAACCUCGUCUUCAAGGUUCUGGACUCGUGCCAGAAACAGGAAGCGUCCCGCUCUCCAGGCGCCGGGCGCUUCAGCUGCAGCACCAGCGACGUGCUCUCCUGCAUCAUGCACGUCAUCAGCAAAGGCUGCGUCCGGCGCAGCGAGGACAACCCGCACAUUGUGGAGUUCCUGCCCGAGGACCCGUCCACGCCGCAGAAAGGCCAGGCCCAGUUCUCCUUCAGCCGUGCCGAGGUCAGGAAAGACGCCGCCGCCGCAGACAGCCGGGCUGACAUCAGGUGUGACCUCUGACCUCACACUCAGUCUACUCAUGUCAUUUAAUUCCAUCAUCAUCCCCUACAGCCCAACCCCCUACUCUCACGGUGUCCUCACAGGACUCUGUCCUCACAGGACUGUCCUC